CAAAAUAAUUUCACUAUUAACGCGAUAAAGAAGAAAUUGCAAUUAGUGCUGUUCACCUGUGUACAUAUUUUAACGUGUAUAUAAAUUGUGCUGCGUAUAAUAUUAGUCGUUAUUGUGCUUUCCAAUCUUUGUCAGGCGCGAUAUCAAGAGCGAAGAGGCAAAAUGAGGCAACUGACGUGUAUCCUGAUCGCCUUGGCGAUCGUUGGAGUCUAUGCGGAUGAACCUGAGAAACUGGUAAAUGGAAUACCCACCAGCAUCGAAGAAAAUCCGCAAGCCGUAUCCAUCAGAAUGAACAAUCAGCAUAUAUGCGGCGGUACCAUAAUUAAUAACCGGUUUAUCCUCACAGCCGCGCAUUGCAUACAGUUCCGGAGUACACAAGGCUUAACCGUUGUCACUGGUACAACUUACCUUAAUCAGGGCGGAGUUGCUCACCGAAUAGAGCGAUGGGUCUCCCACGAAAACUACAAUCCAAAUUACCCGGGAAGACAUGCUGGUUUUGAUAUCGGUUUAAUUAAGUUAGCAACUCCUAUUACUUUCAACCGCAGCCAACAGCUGGUCGGGCUUCCGAAGUCGAAUUCGGUGAGAGGUGAAGGUGUUACGAUCGUAGCUUGGGGCUCUGUAGGUUUCAGGCAAGCUGUACACAAUAAUUUGCAAAAAUUGAACGCGCAAGUUAUGCUCCAACCUGAGUGUCAGACACGCCAUCAAAACUUUAUGGAAGUCCACCCGAACGAAUUCUGUACCCUCAUCAGAACUGGAACUGGAACUUGCAAUGGUGACAGCGGUAGCGGAGUUAUUCGCAACAGCGACAGAACAAUUAUCGGUCUGGUCUCUGGUGGAAGACCAUGUGCGCAAGGUUACCCAGAUGUAUACACUGAUGUUUCCAGAUUUACUACUUGGAUCCAGAACAAAAUGAAUAUUCUCUAAAAAUAACAACAAUUCUCUUCAAUGUAUUGCCACACCCUUAAUACUUAAUAAAGAUCAUUCAGCAAAUGCUCUAAUUAGAGGCUUCUUCUCGAACAUUUAAUAGUUGAACAAAAGUUCAAAAGAGAAUGCUUCACAUAAAUUUUUACUACAUUUUUUUCUAAAUUACAAGUAUAUGUCAUUUUCGGAAACGAUAUUGAAAUCGAUUUGAAUUUAA
This is a messenger RNA of Nylanderia fulva, 1138 nucleotides long. RefSeq names its product chymotrypsin-2-like. The record is from RefSeq and is a predicted model, not a curated record. Gene Ontology annotation, biological process: proteolysis. Gene Ontology annotation, molecular function: serine-type endopeptidase activity. NCBI's taxonomy places the organism in Eukaryota, Metazoa, Arthropoda, Insecta, Hymenoptera, Formicidae.